Molecule: messenger RNA, 1807 nt
Organism: Lotus japonicus
Lineage: Eukaryota; Viridiplantae; Streptophyta; Magnoliopsida; Fabales; Fabaceae
Product: magnesium transporter MRS2-3-like
Exons: 5
Coding region: 533-1501 (322 amino acids)
Biological process (GO): magnesium ion transport
Molecular function (GO): magnesium ion transmembrane transporter activity
Source: RefSeq, a predicted model, not a curated record
UACUCUCUUUGGGAGACGAACUUAUUAGCGUCCAACACUUAUCAGCGUCCAACAAUUAAAUCAUUCACUCUAAUAUUUAAUUCAGUUUAAGUUGCAACUUACUUAAUUAUUAGUUAGUCCUUCUGCAAUUGUUUAGUUUUCCAUCUAGCUCGACAGUUUUGGAACCUUGCCUCGGUUGCAAGCCAAGCUCCUUUGCGAGCUUCACCUUCCUAUCUGGUUCGAGCUUGUUUUCUACAUGGAAGUUCUUCUCCAAAGCCUUGACCUGAGCUGCGUUGCUUCUCAUAGCUUGUUUUCUACAUGAGUAGAAAUGUCAUGGCGAUUGUUGCCAGUGCCAUUCUUGACGUCCACCAUGUGUUCGACAAAUUUACAGAGAGACUUAUGUAUCUGUUGCCUUUCUACAUAGUCAAAUUUGAUUCUUUGAAUUGUUGUGUUCCGGGAUAUCAUCGUAAACCUUGCAUUCAAACUGUUUAAUUUUCAGCAUUGCUCCUCCUCUAAUAUAUUUUAUCUCUAUCAUAUUGUCAAAUGCUAUUAAAUGAAUCUACAGGGGGGUGGAGAUGGGGAGGGUGAAGCUGAAAUACAGGAAGAUAGCAGCACGAAGAUUCUACCAUUUGAGUUCGUAGCACUGGAGGCAUGCAUUGAGUCUGUUUGUAGCGCCUUAGAAAAUGAGACACAAAUAUUGGAGCAAGAGGCUCAUAAUGCCUUAGAUAAACUGACUACAAAGAUCAGUACUCUUAAUUUGGAAUACGUUCGUCAAAUUAAGAGCCGCUUAGUUGCCUUAACUUCCCGUGCUCAAAGGGUAAAGGAUGAAAUAGAGAACUUGUUGGAUGAUGAUGACGAUAUGGCUGAGCUGUUUCUCACAGACAAGUUAGCUCAACACCAUUAUCCGAAUUCUUCUGUCUCAUCCAUCAAUAACGCCGACGACGUGGAGAAUCUUCAAGUUCCUCAACCAGAUAUAAAUGACAGGUAUAUACAGAGAACUCCUCCUGAAAUAUCAUUGGAACGUGGUGGAGAUUCUACAAGUGAUCAUGAAGAUGAACAAAAUGGUGCUGAUGAGUACUCGAGCGGCCAAAUAUUUGGUGCUGGUAGCGAAAUCCAUGAAAGCCAGGCCGGCAAUACCAACAGUGCUUCUGUGAGCAAUAAGAACCGGAAUGUGGAGGAUCUUGAAAUGCUGUUGGGAGCAUACUUUGUGCAAAUCGGUGGCACAGUCAACAAAUUAUCUGCGCUGGCGGAGUACGUUGGUGACACAGAAGACUACAUAAAUAUAAACCUGGAUGACAAGCAGAACCGAAUCCUGGAAACAGGAGUGAAGGUUGGGACAGCAAGUGUGCUUCUGAAUGCCUUUAUUGUAGUGACAGGUGUUUUGGGCAUGAACAUUCACAUUAAGCUAUUUGAAACUGGGCUUCCGCAGUUCCUCUCCGUAGUCUUUGGAUGCACCGCUGCUUGCAUAUUCUUGUAUGUCGUUGCCAUGGCUUGGUACAAGCAUAAGCGCUUGCUGGAAUAGCUGCAUUAUGCCUGGUGUUGUUCCAAAUAAAAUUGUAAUAAAUUCAUACAUUUGUGCUAGAUUUUACUUUUUUGACUAGGCACCUACAGUAGCUUUUUACUUCGAAUGCAAAUGAUUCUUCAAUUCCAAUUAAUAAUUAUAAUGUGUAACAGAUAGAAUUAUGUGGGUGAAAAAGAUUAGCCCUUGGGUUGACAUCAUUGGUCACAUGCUUCAGGUUUAACUCUUACCUCCCAUAAGUUGAGGGUUUAAACCUCUUCUACAUGCAGUAAAAUCUCAAUUGAUGGGAAACUCUCCUCAUGGAGAUCC